This is a messenger RNA of Helobdella robusta, 324 nucleotides long. RefSeq lists its product as hypothetical. Lineage: Eukaryota; Metazoa; Annelida; Clitellata; Rhynchobdellida; Glossiphoniidae. The record is from RefSeq and is a predicted model, not a curated record. The coding region runs from base 1 to 324 and encodes 107 amino acids. The transcript has a single exon.
AUGUCUCGUCUCGUGGACAACUGCCAGUUUUUGGCUUGGAACACCGACAACCUGAAAAAUCACAUGCAAACAAAACAUGAAUUAGGAGAAAAAAAUAGUGUCCAAUUUGCAAGAAAUAUGCGUGCGCCAACAACUCCAUGCUCAACUACCACACCACCUGACGAGCCACUCAGAAGUGAGUUUCACAAGUGCAAAACAUGUGGAGCUUCGUAUAAAUGUUUGUACCAGUUGAAACGACAUCUUACCAAGUAUCCAUCGCACGUUACAACCACAGAUUCGAGGUUUCAAGGCUCAAAAGCCCCAAAAACAGAAUUCUACAAAUAA